This is a messenger RNA of Aphanomyces invadans, 988 nucleotides long. RefSeq lists its product as hypothetical. The coding region runs from base 21 to 908 and encodes 295 amino acids. The transcript is spliced from 2 exons. The record is from RefSeq and is a predicted model, not a curated record. Gene Ontology annotation, biological process: mRNA splicing, via spliceosome. Gene Ontology annotation, cellular component: U2-type spliceosomal complex; post-mRNA release spliceosomal complex. NCBI's taxonomy places the organism in Eukaryota, Oomycota, Saprolegniomycetes, Saprolegniales, Verrucalvaceae.
AACGACCUUCACGAAGCGCCAUGUCGAGUCUGGCCGCCGCGCGCGCCGACAACUUUUACUUCCCGCCGGAAUGGCGCCCGGAGAUGGGAGGAAUCAAUAAGUUCCAAAAGUCUCAUCCGUUGGGAAAGCGAGCCAAAGACAUUAAAGAUGGGAUCCUCGUCGUGCGAUUCGAAAUGCCCUUUGACGUGUGGUGCACCCACUGCAACACUCAUAUUGGUCGUGGAGUGCGCUACAACGCGAAGAAGACGAAGGUUGGGAUGUACCAUUCAACGAUCUUGUACGAGUUCGCGUUGACAUGUGCAACGUGCAAAGGCAUCAUGAAGGUGCAGACAGACCCGGAAGCACGGGGAUACAAGCUUCUCGAUGGAAUCAAGAAGAAGACACAGAUGGAAGACGUUGCGUGGGGAACGCACGACGACGAAACACUAGAACGGUUGAACGCACCCGAAGUCGGCAUCGCCAUGGCAGCCGAUCCGUUUUUCAAACUCGAACACGAAGAACAGGACAAGCGCGUGGCGAAGAAGCGGUCUUCUGGUCUCAUGGACCUCAUCGAUCGCCAGGAGGCGCUGUUUUCCGAUCCAUACAAAACGAAUGCGUCACUACGGAAGACGUUUCGCGCCGAGAAGAAAGACCUCAAGCGCAAGGUCGAUGCCGCCGAAGCGCGACAUUUAUCGAUUCCACUCGUCGACGUACACCCCAGCGACGUGAUUGCUUCGAAGAGCGUCCUGUUUCAUAAUCUCACAAAGCGGUCCCAGAAACCUUCGACCGCGCCGGCCAUCUCUGCAUCCCAUGCACGUCACAAGAAGCCGCGGCUGUCGACCAGUUCAUUCAGUCAGUUCGGGGACUCUGUCAAAGAUGGAUCCAAGGCACCACCAGUUGCCGUCGUGGCGAAACGUCGUCGAAAGUAAACCGAAAUUCUCGAGGACUUGUUGAAUGGGACGUCAUGCCCAUGUUGGCCCUGUCAAUGUACCACGCACGAGGAGUUGCA